Messenger RNA from Lodderomyces margitis, 1023 nucleotides. RefSeq names its product carboxymuconolactone decarboxylase family protein. The record is from RefSeq and is a predicted model, not a curated record. The transcript has a single exon. Gene Ontology annotation, molecular function: peroxiredoxin activity. Bases 1 to 1023 code for a protein of 340 amino acids. Lineage: Eukaryota; Fungi; Ascomycota; Pichiomycetes; Serinales; Debaryomycetaceae.
AUGAAUGUUUUGACUGCUGAAAGAUUGGUGAGGUUAGCUUACAAAUACCCCUCCUUGCAAAGCUCAUGGUACUUGAUAGCCACUGCUUGCUUGACAGUUGUCAACCAACCGCAAGAGAUCCCCAAGAUUUACCAUUUCGCGUUGCGUCAGCAGUUAUUGUCCAACCCCACUACCCAGCAAUCGUCAUCAACAAGCCUUUUAACUGAUCCAAGCUUGAUUAGAUUGGCACAAGAUUCGAUCAACUCGGCGAAGAAGUUCCAGGACUUAUCAGCCGUUGGGGUCAAUCUUCCUGAUAUUUUGAUACCACAUACUUACUACCAGGAGCUUCCAUUGAAGUUCAAGUAUUCAAAACAUGUGGAUAUCUUAGCCAUGCAAGAUCGAUUGACUGCUAGGUUUAGAGAGGUGAUUUUAAAGAGCAUUGCAUUGAGCGGAUUACCUAAAGCUAUCAAUGCCUUGAUGAUAUUGAAAACAGUGACCCCUACUAACUUGAAGAGUGGGCUUACUCCAGAGCGUCCGAGAAUUGUGAGUCCUGGCCACAUUCCUUCAGCAUCCAUAGUCAGCGAAGACGUGCAUGGAACCAAGUUUGACAAGGAAGAUGAUACUUCUGAAGACACAAUAGAUGGUCCCAUAAGUGAACUGUCUAUUCAUUCUCAACAAAUUGCGUCAGACUUAGUGCGUGGUUCGAACUUUUGGAACAGCGUAUACGCUAAAAUCAGCAACAGAGUCAAGAACCAGAUGUUGACAGCAUAUCCCGACUUGUGGUACUUUGCAUUUCAUCAUGUCUACGCACCAUUGUUGAGUUAUACGAAAAUCAUCUCGGGUAAAGAGACAUCAAUGUGUGUUGUUGCGUGUUUGAUUCCACAAGAUGUGAACCCUCAAUUGAAGGGCCAUUUGAAAGGUGCUUUAAACAAUGGUGCAACCAAGCAGGAAUUGAAUGAUGUCAGGUCGAUGGUAUUUGAUAUUUGUGACUGGACAGGAGGAAUUCAUUGGAAGGGAGGUAAAGACGGAGUAGCAAAGUUAUGA